CGAGAAGAGAGAGAGCGAGAGAGCGAGAAGAGAGAGAGCGAGAGAGCGAGAAGAGAGAGAGCGAGAGAGCGAGAAGAGAGAGAGCGAGAGAGCGAGAAGAAAGCGAGAAGAGAGAGAGCGAGAGAGGGAGAAGAGAGAGAGCGAGGAGAGAGAGAGAGCGAGAGAGCGAGAAGAGAGAGAGAGCGAGAGAGCGAGAAGAGAGAGAGAGCGAGAGAGCGAGAAGAGAGAGAGCGAGAGAGCGAGAAGAGAGAGAGCGAGAGAGCGAGAAGAGAGAGAGCGAGAGAGCGAGAAGAGAGAGAGCGAGAGAGCGAGAAGAGAGAGAGCGAGAGAGCGAGAAGAGAGAAAGUGAGAGAGCGAGAAGAGAGAGAGCGAGAGAGUGAGAAGAGAGAGAGCAAAAGAGCGAGAAGAGAGAGAGCGAGAGAGCGAGAAGAGAGAGAGCGAGAGAGCGAGAAGAGAGAGAGCGAGAGAGCGAGAAGAGAGAGAGCGAGAGAGCGAGAAGAGAGAGAGCGAGAGAGCGAGAAGAGAGCGAGAAGAGAGAGAGCGAGAGAGCGAGAAGAGAGAGAGCGAGAGAGCGAGAAGAGAGAGAGCGAGAGAGCGAGAAGAGAGAGAGCGAGAGAGCGAGAAGAGAGAGAGCGAGAGAGCGAGAAGAGAGAGAGCGAGAGAGCGAGAAGAGAGCGAGAGAGCGAGAAGAGAGCGAGAAGAGAGCGGGAGAGCGAGAAGAGAGCGGGAGAGCGAGAAGAGAGUGGGAGAGCGAGAAGAGAGCGGGAGAGCGAGUAG
Messenger RNA from Schistocerca piceifrons (Central American locust), 777 nucleotides. Its product is annotated as vicilin-like seed storage protein At2g18540. Lineage: Eukaryota; Metazoa; Arthropoda; Insecta; Orthoptera; Acrididae. The transcript has a single exon. The record is from RefSeq and is a predicted model, not a curated record. The annotation marks the transcript as partial.